GUCCCCGGCUCCGCCAUGGCGGGCGGGCCGGAGCGCGGAAGCGGCUCAGCCCUCCCCGUCGCCAUAGAAACCGCGAGCCGGCUGCGCCCGCCGGCCCAAUGGGGAGGCGAGAGGGGCGGUGGCGUCCCACCCCCUCGGCGCCGGAAGGGGCGUGUCGGCGGCGCCGGAAGCGGGGCCGCAGCGCCGCAGGGUGUGUGUGCGUGCGCCGAGCGGCCGCCGCGCUCCGAGUCGCCUCGCCCGCCGGGAUCCAGGCCGCGGUGCCGCCGCCCCGCCAGGAGAGCCAUGGACAAAAGCGAGCUGGUACAGAAAGCCAAGCUGGCUGAACAGGCUGAGCGUUACGAUGACAUGGCUGCUGCCAUGAAGGCUGUCACUGAGCAGGGACACGAACUGUCCAACGAAGAAAGGAACCUACUUUCCGUUGCCUACAAGAACGUGGUUGGUGCCCGUCGCUCGUCCUGGCGUGUCAUUUCCAGCAUUGAACAGAAAACAGAGAGGAAUGAGAAGAAACAGCAGAUGGGAAGAGAAUAUCGUGAGAAAAUUGAGGCUGAAUUGCAGGAUAUCUGCAAUGAUGUUCUGGAACUCCUGGAUAAAUACCUUAUUGUCAAUGCCACGCAGCCAGAAAGCAAGGUCUUCUAUUUGAAAAUGAAAGGCGAUUACUACAGAUACCUCUCAGAGGUGGCAUCUGGGGACAAUAAGCAAACAACAGUAGCGAACUCUCAGCAAGCUUACCAGGAGGCGUUUGAAAUUAGCAAGAAAGAGAUGCAGCCAACACACCCCAUUCGACUUGGUUUGGCUCUAAAUUUCUCUGUCUUCUACUAUGAGAUACUAAAUUCUCCUGAAAAAGCCUGUAACCUGGCAAAGACGGCAUUUGAUGAAGCGAUAGCAGAGCUGGACACGCUGAAUGAAGAGUCGUACAAAGACAGCACCCUCAUCAUGCAGCUGCUUAGGGACAACCUCACUCUAUGGACGUCGGAAAACCAGGGAGAUGAAGGGGACGCUGGGGAGGGAGAGAACUAAUGGCUGUCACGCUUCACUAUAUGUUCAAUGUCACCCUGUAUCCUACACAUAUAUCCCUUUGUGCGACAAGCAAAAAGAAUAGUACAUCGACUUUCACAACCUCAGCGUAGCAAAAACUGUCUGUGGGGUAAAAACGGUUGGUUGGUGUUUUGUGUACUUAAAGCGGAGGUCGGUUAUUAUAAUGGCAUUCCGAACUUUCCUAUUAUGAACAUUGACAGUUACGAUUACCGUGUUUAUAUUUUUAACUGAACACUGUGAUUAUGGGUUUUGUGAUUGCAAUUGACUUUACAAAACUCUUAUUGGUAGAAAAGUAGACAUCAAUUAUGUAACUCCGGCGAGCUUAAUUUGGCACCAAAAUAGUCGAAGUACAAUUCUCUUGUAAAGUUGUACAGAAAGUUAUAGAGAUUCUAUUGUCACACUGGGGCAUGGAAGGAAAACAAUCUGAUGUAUGGCAUUCCAGUUAGUAACACUGCUAUGAAUUAGUUUUCCAGGCACACUGUAGACGUUUGUAACCAAGUCUGAGGCACCGCUUUCAGUCAAAAGCUCACUUUGUCAAUCCUGUCUUUCUGGAGAUGGGGUUUGUUUGGGGGAGGAGGGUAACGACGGAGUUAGCAGCUUGAUUCCCAAAUUCUUUAUGCUGGCAGCUAACUGGGAUUUGACUUCUAAAAGUGCUUUCAUGCUCAUACACCAUGCAUGACUUAGGCCCCUUCCCACAGCAAUAACGUACCUAAUUAUACCUUAGAUAUUCUUCAGUAGUGAGAAUUCUUGGUUCACUACCAUGGACUUGCAAUAGGAGAAGAUUCAAUUUUUUGAAUGGCCUUAUUAGUUUGGAUGAUACCAUGAAGUGAUCUGCCACUUUUGCAUUACUUUCAUCUUAGCUGAGUCGAAAUCUCCGUGGUAUUACCAUUUUGAAUUUAUCCUGAAAACUUAAGUAAAUCCACUGAACCAUCUUUAAGUUCACUUUAUAGAAAUUUUUACCCCAUUGGACUCAGUUCACCCUCGACCCUCUCGCCUGUUUGAGCUCCAUUAAAGCAAUUUUGGACUCCCGCGUACGCGUCGCCCUUCCCUUGAUAAUGGGUGAUGUCAGGGUGGUGGGCAGACCUGAGUCUGCUCGAGGACAGGUUUCCUUGGAUGCUUGAGAGCUGCUGGUGCUGUUGCAUUCUUCAGCUCUUCUUGGUAGUAUCAGGAUCUGGCUCAAAUAUUCAGGAUUUCCCCUUUAUUGUACUGGAAUGCAGACCUACACAUUUGUAACGCUUGUAAUAUUUGAGCUCCAAACACCCUCACCUAGUUGUGUUUCAAACAUGUCCCAUUAAAUAAAACCUAAUAAGAGUUGCGUGAAUAAUGCAGUGGAAAAGAUUAGGAAUAGUCACCUCUCAGUCUCGCGGUAUCAUCCCCCUGCCUUCACAUUCCACUUAGGUAUAGGAUCCAUCUGUUUGUCUGUCCAUCCGUCUGCUGAAGAGAAUUUCAUGCACUGAUUUUAAAACUCCCCUCUACUAGCUGAACAAAUUGUGCAGUUAAUACUUGGCGCUUGAUAAAUGCAGUAGUGAAUGUGGAACCGAGCCUGUCUGUAUAUCUGGUAGCUCUUCGCUUUGUUUUUACUGACCAGUAUUCUGCCUAAAGUUUGCUUCUGUGACGGUUAUAUUGCCUAGCACACACGUGGUUGUGAGAAUAGUAUAGCAAAAAGAAAUACCUGGUUAUUGAUGUACUAGAUUUGUGUAUGUCUUUUAAACAGUUCUAGUUUCACCUUACACAAAAUAAUCAGGAAAGUGUAAAAGAAUUCAAAAGUGAAUAAUAAAACAAAAUUUUAUCA
Messenger RNA from Columba livia (rock pigeon), 2827 nucleotides. It is a transcript of the gene YWHAB, whose product is annotated as tyrosine 3-monooxygenase/tryptophan 5-monooxygenase activation protein beta. The record is from RefSeq and is a predicted model, not a curated record. Gene Ontology annotation, cellular component: cytoplasm. The transcript has 6 exons. NCBI's taxonomy places the organism in Eukaryota, Metazoa, Chordata, Aves, Columbiformes, Columbidae. Bases 16 to 1017 code for a protein of 333 amino acids. Gene Ontology annotation, biological process: signal transduction; intracellular protein localization.